AUGGCCCCAAACCCUCUGGUCGCCAUUCAAACACUCUUCCGCCCAGAUCGCUGGUUCAAGCGCUCUAAGUCGCCCGAAGGCAAAGUCGAGCACUGGGACGCCCCCGAGCCUGGCACCUACGAAUACAUCCCCGGCCGCGGCUGGUACUUCACGAUCCCCGACCUGCACGAGCGCCUUAAACAGCCUGUCGAAGUAAAGUACUCCCGAGUGCUGAAGCGCAACCUCCUCCGCCCCGACUACGACGCCCGCAAGAAGUACGGUCCGGUGACGGACGCUGAGGGCGAGGUCAAGGAAUUCGGGUUCUUCCAGCUCGAUGGCGGCAUCGCGUGGGUGAAGGCUUGGGACGAGGAGGGCAACUUCAUACCCGGCCCCUACGAGAGAUGGGUUGUGGAUAAGCACACAGGCUUGUUCAGGAAGAUGGUCAAGGGCGAUGAUCCGGAAUGGCAGAGCCGCAGGAGCAGUCAGGCGGCGAGCAGGAACAGCACGAGGCCGAGCAGUAUGAGAGAAAGGGUGGACGAUGGUCACAGGGGAAGCUUGUCUGCGUCGAGACCGAGUAGUCGGAUGGAUGAUAGCAAGAGGGCGAGUCUGUCGAGUAGGCCGCCGGCACUGGGUUCGAGUACGGGUGAUCUGAAGAGUGAGCAGGAGAGGAAGUCGACGGCUGUGGAUCCGGCCAAGCUGAGUGCGCAGCUGAAGCAGACUGUGAGCUGA
Messenger RNA from Coniosporium apollinis CBS 100218, 708 nucleotides. RefSeq lists its product as uncharacterized. The record is from RefSeq and is a predicted model, not a curated record. Lineage: Eukaryota; Fungi; Ascomycota; Dothideomycetes. The transcript has a single exon. The coding region runs from base 1 to 708 and encodes 235 amino acids.